This is a messenger RNA of Drosophila erecta, 797 nucleotides long. RefSeq names its product CTD nuclear envelope phosphatase 1 homolog. Bases 15 to 797 code for a protein of 260 amino acids. Lineage: Eukaryota; Metazoa; Arthropoda; Insecta; Diptera; Drosophilidae. The transcript has 2 exons. The record is from RefSeq and is a predicted model, not a curated record. Gene Ontology annotation, molecular function: protein serine/threonine phosphatase activity.
UUUUAGGAAGUACGAUGCCGCUCAAGAGUGAUUUCUUCAUAGUUUACUUCUUUGGACUGGCCACAAUGGGUCUGGUGGUAGGCGUGGCCUGCCUGAUGAUUCCCAGAUUGUGGCUGCUCCUGGCGAGUGUGUACAGGAUUUGCGUGGAGUACACUCCCAUCAUUUAUCCAAGUGAGGAUCGCCUGUCACCCGUUUCGAAAAGACGACUGAGUCUGGUGGGCAGGAAGACACUUGUCCUGGACAUGGAUGAGACCAUGAUCACGUCCUGGCUGAAGAAGAGUGGCAAAAAACCAAGGAACAAGCCGAGAGUUGCGCAUGACUUUAAGUUCUACUUGCCGGCCUAUGAAGCCACAAUCUACGUCUACAAGCGCCCCUACCUGGAUCACUUCCUCGAUCGCGUGUCCAAGUGGUACGACCUGACUGUCUUCACAGCCGGAGCCGAGCUAUACGCCUCUCCGAUUCUGGACUUCCUGGACAGGGGACGUGGCAUCCUGAACAGUCGCCUUUACCGACAGGAUUGCAUAGAAAUGUAUGGAACGCGGGCCAAGUGCGUAUUGCUGGCUUCCCCGGAUUUGUGCAACGUCCUGCUGCUGGACAACUCCAGCACGGAGUGCAGUUUCAAUGCGGGAAACGCCAUUCUCAUCAAGUCCUAUGAAAUCGGCAGUCGCGAUGAGGCCCUCAUCAAUUUGCUGCCCUUUCUGGACGCCCUGCGAUUUAUGAAGGAUGUGCGAUCGGUGCUCAAACACUGCACACGCUUCGAGUUUUUCAGCACAAUCCUCGAAAGUGUUGCUCAGUGA